Messenger RNA from Striga hermonthica, 432 nucleotides. The record is from the annotation of a GenBank genome assembly. Lineage: Eukaryota; Viridiplantae; Streptophyta; Magnoliopsida; Lamiales; Orobanchaceae.
AUGAGGUCCCUUAAGUUCACAGCAACUCUACUCUUGCUACUCACAAUAACAAACUCCCUAUUCAUCUCCCUCGCAGCCGCAGAACCUUCCGGAAGUGAUCCAACGAACGAAGAUUUUCCUUCCGUGGGGCACAGAAUAUCCCUCCGUGGGGCCAUCCAUUUUCUCCCGCGCGUCCCGUUGGCAAGGUGCGACAGAAAUCCUAGGAUUUGCAGCCGUGCGCGCGGCAAACGAGAUUGUUGCAAGAAGCGAUGCGUAGACCUCACAGAAGACAGGUUGAACUGCGGGAGAUGCGGUCACAAAUGCAAUUUCUCAAAGAUUUGUUGCCGAGGGAAAUGCGUGAACCCGUUGAGGAAUAUAAGGCACUGUGGGGGGUGCGGUAACGCGUGCAGGAGAGGGAGUAAGUGCGUGUAUGGAAUGUGUAGCUACGCUUGA